ACCAUGGAGACGGGCUAACAGAUUAGUACAGGCUGUCUUCAGAGGGAGUCUCCCCAUCUCCAGGCAGCCAGAGACACGCCACAAUGGAGGUCCUGAGGGAGACACUGGAGGAGGAGGGGGAGGAGGAAGUGGCCAAGCAUAAGGAGGAAGCCGAGAAGGCCGAACAGGUGGAAACAGCUGUGAAAACCGCGAAGCCGGCAGAGGCUCCAAAGGAGGAUACCAUCCUGACCCCGGAGAUGCUCAGGGACCUGGAUAAGAAGCUGUCGGAAACUGAGACCCUUGUCCCCACGGAGUCCCCACUCUUCACCAAGGAAACCAUCGACACCUCCCAGCUGCCUGUUUCCUACAAAACCAACAGCCCUAAGGAGGAGCACCUGCUGCAGGUGGCGGACAACUUCUCCCGCCAGUACAGCCACCUGUGUCCGGACCGCGUGCCCCUCUUCUUGCACCCGCUGAACGAGUGUGAAGUGCCCAAGUUCGUGAGCACGACCAUCCGGCCCACGCUGACGCCCUAUCCCGAACUCUACAACUGGGACAGCUGCGCCCAGUUCGUCUCCGACUUCCUCACCAUGGUACCCCUGCCCGACCCCCUGAAGCCGCCCGCGUACCUGUACUCCUCCACCACGGUGCUCAAGUACCAGCUGGGGAACUGCUUCGACUUCAGCACGCUGCUGUGCUCCCUGCUCAUUGGCUCCGGCUACGACGCCUACUGCGUCAACGGCUACGGCUCGCAGGACCUGUGCCUCAUGGACCUGACGCGGGAGGUGUGCCCGCUCACCGUGAAGCCCAAGGAGGUAUGGCCAGACCGGCGCCAGCCGACGGUGGCAUCGCAAAGGAUGUGUGUUCCCAGCACCGUCCGCCAUAAAACUUCCAAGAAGGAGGAAAAGCCACCCCCUAAGAAGUACGCCAUAAAGCCUCCCCGAGACCUGAGCAGCAAGUUUGAGCAGGAGCAGGAGAAAAAACGGCAGAUGGAGAUCAGAGCCCAGGAGGAGAAGCGGCUACAGGAGGAAGAGGAGCGCCUCAUGGAGGCAGAGAAGGCAAAGCCCGACUCCUUGCACGGCCUGCGGGUGCACUCCUGGGUCCUGGUGCUGUCGGGGAAACGCGAAGUACCGGAGAGCUUCUUCAUAGACCCGUUCACGGCUCGCAGCUACAGCACCCAGGACGACCACUUCCUGGGCAUCGAGAGCCUCUGGAACCACAAGAACUACUGGAUCAACAUGCAGGACUGCUGGAACUGCUGCAAGGACUUGGUCUUUGACCUGGGAGACCCUGUGAGGUGGGAGUACAUGCUCUUGGGCACCGAUAAACCUCACCUGUCCUUGACUGAGGAAGACGACAUCGAUCUGAACGACGACGAUGACGUGGAGAAUCUGGGCAAGGAGGAUGAGGAUAAGAGCUUCGAUAUGCCACACUCGUGGGUGGAGCAGAUCGAGAUCUCCCCAGAAGCAUUCGAGACCCGCUGCCCGAACGGGAAGAAGGUGAUCCAAUACAAGAGGGCCAAGCUGGAGAAGUGGGCGCCAUACCUCAACAGUAACGGCCUCGUGUGCCGCCUCACCACCUACGAGGACUUGGAGUGCACCAAGACCCUGGAGAUCAAGAAGUGGUACCAGAACCGGGAGGACAUGCUGGAGCUGAAGCACAUAAACAAGAGGACGGGCCUGAAUAUCGACUACUUCAAGCCGGGUCACCCCCAGGCUCUGCGUGUGCACUCAUAUAAAUCCACACAGCCUGAGAUGGACCGGGUCAUGGAGUUCUACGAAACGGCCCGUGUGGAUGGCCUGGUAAAGCGGGAAGAGACGCCCAAGACGAUGACCGAGUACUACCAAGGACGCCAGGACUUUCUCUCCUACCGCCACAUCAACUUUGGGCCCAGGGUCAAGAAGCUCACUCUGAACAGCGCAGAGUCAAACCCCCGGCCCAUUGUGAAAAUCACCGAGCGGUUCUUCCGCAACCCGGAGAAGCCUGCGGAUGAGGACGUGGCGGAGCGCACGUUCCUGAUCGCGGAGGAGCGAAUCCAGCUGCGCUUUCACUGUCGCGAGGACCACAUCACCGCCUCCAAGCGCGAGUUCCUGCGGCGCACGGAGGUGGACAGCAAGGGCAACAAGAUCGUCAUGGCUCCCGAUAUGUGCAUCAGCUUCGAGGUGGAGCCCAUGGAGCACACCAAGAAGCUUCUCUACCAGUAUGAGACCAUGAUGCGCCUGAAGGACGAGGAGAAGUUGUCCAGACAUCAGGCCUGGGAGUCAGAGCUGGAGGUGCUGGAGAUCCUGAAGCUCCGAGAGGAGGAGGAGGAGUCCCACACACUGACCAUCUCCAUCUACGACACCAAGCGCAAUGAGAAGAGCAAGGAGUAUCGGGAGGCCAUGGAACGCGUGAUGCACGAGGAGCACAUGCGGCAGGUGGAGACCCAGCUGGACUACCUGGCGCCGUUCCUGGCCCAGCUCCCGCCGGGGGAGAAGCUGACGCGCUGGCAGGCGGUGCGACUCAAGGACGAGUGCCUCAGUGACUUCAAGCAGCGUCUCAUCGACAAGGCCAACCUCAUCCAGGCCCGCUUCGAGAGGGAGACCCAGGAGCUGCAGAAGAAGCAGCAGUGGUACCAGGAGAACCAGGUGACCCUGACGGCCGAGGAUGAAGACCUGUACCUGAGUUACUGCUCCCAGGCCAUGUUCCGCAUCCGCAUCCUGGAGCAGCGGCUCAAUCGACACAAGGAAUUGGCCCCACUGAAGUACUUGGCUCUGGAGGAGAAGCUCCACAAGGACCCACGCUUGAUGGAGUACCUGAAAGUCUUUGCUUGACUCCUCUCCUGGGACCUUGGCUAAAGCUGCCAAGAAAGGAGACGUGUCCCCACAGCCUAGCCCCUGUGUUCCCUACAUCCGGCUACUGCCUAUCCACCCAGAUACCUGGCCUCAUGGCCACAGCACCCCUUCCCCGCAGCUCUAUCUGUUCCUGCUUCUCAUGAUCUCCCUGUAAAUAAACACACAUUUA
Tupaia belangeri chinensis (Chinese tree shrew) is the source of this 2982-nucleotide messenger RNA. RefSeq names its product dynein regulatory complex subunit 7 (gene DRC7). The coding region runs from base 84 to 2792 and encodes 902 amino acids. The record is from RefSeq and is a predicted model, not a curated record. Lineage: Eukaryota; Metazoa; Chordata; Mammalia; Scandentia; Tupaiidae. Gene Ontology annotation, biological process: flagellated sperm motility. The transcript is spliced from 18 exons. Gene Ontology annotation, cellular component: motile cilium.